AACGCUUGUCCGGCGCUGCUGCCGCUACUGUUGUUGUUGUUGCUGUUACUGCUGCUACCGUCACCAGUUGUAAUAGCGUCGCAAAAACGCCGCAACCUGAACGCCGCGUGCAGCCGCAUCCUCGCGUCACAAACGCCGCCUAAAUUCAUGAUCGUCGAAACGCACCAAGAGACUAUCGACGACGUUCGCCCGCGACAGUGGAAAUUAUCUGUCACAUUCGUUUCCCUACGAGAGAUUCGGAAGUAAACAGUGACGAGAAUCAUGGAAGCUGGCGGCGCGUCACGGCCUUUGCACGUACUACUCACGGGUCCACCAGGCAUAGGUAAAACUACGGUGUGCAAAAAGAUUGCGUCAAUAUUAGAAAAAAGAGGUAGCAGAUUCGAUGGAUUUUACACGGAAGAAGUACGAGAUCGAAGCGGCUCUAGGAUCGGCUUUGACAUCGUGGGAGUAAAAGAUCCCGAAAAAAGAUUAUCCUUGGCACGGUUAAAAAAUUUAACAGAGGCUCAAAAGGCUUUCAAGUAUCAAGUAGGGAACUAUCGCGUUUUCCUGGAUAAUUUCGAAGUUAUAGCACUCCCAAUAUUGGAUUUAGACACCGAUAUAUUGCUUGUCGAUGAAAUCGGCAAAAUGGAAUUAUUUAGCGAAAACUUCAAGAAGAAAGUAACGGAUAUAUUUUUCGGUUCUUCCAAGAAAGCUUUCGUGAUUGGAACUAUCCCACAAAUACACAAAGUACCGCAACAACACGCGGUAUUGUUUAAGAAAUUACACGCAGACGAGAGAAUUAAAAUACUGAACGUAACUCAUGGAAAUCGAAACAAUUUACCAGAGAAGAUUACUCAUUAUUUUUCGUAACUUUAUAACGCUUAACGCAUUCAUUAUGUAUUAUUAUCUCAUUAUCCGCUUAAAAUAAAAUCAAUUUAUAUAUGUA
Messenger RNA from Pogonomyrmex barbatus (red harvester ant), 925 nucleotides. Its product is annotated as cancer-related nucleoside-triphosphatase homolog. The record is from RefSeq and is a predicted model, not a curated record. Gene Ontology annotation, molecular function: ATP hydrolysis activity. NCBI's taxonomy places the organism in Eukaryota, Metazoa, Arthropoda, Insecta, Hymenoptera, Formicidae.